Molecule: messenger RNA, 2701 nt
Organism: Ctenocephalides felis (cat flea)
Lineage: Eukaryota; Metazoa; Arthropoda; Insecta; Siphonaptera; Pulicidae
Product: protein PAT1 homolog 1-like
Exons: 12
Coding region: 37-2268 (743 amino acids)
Biological process (GO): P-body assembly; deadenylation-dependent decapping of nuclear-transcribed mRNA
Cellular component (GO): P-body
Molecular function (GO): RNA binding
Source: RefSeq, a predicted model, not a curated record
CAUGACAUUUACAGGAAAAAUAAGUAAAAUUUUAUUAUGGCAGGUUCAUUUUUUGGAUUUAAUACGACAUUAUCGGCUAUGGACGAAGGAUCCUGUUUAUCUGAUGACGAGUAUGACCUGUUAAAUGAGGAAACUUUUGGAUUAGAAGCUUCACAAUGUGAUUGGGAAGAUCAACAUGAAACUUUUGCAAAAAUUACUGAAUCCAAUAAAAAAUCUAAAGAUGAUGAUCUAGAUUUGGAGGCUUCGUUGUCAAAUUUGGUACUGGAUGACUGUGUAAUUCCUGCUUCAUCAGAAACAGAUGAUACAAGUGUAGAUUUAGAUCCUAAAGUUUGGGCUAGUCCAGAAAAACCUAUUACACAGAAUCAGAUACCCAGGACCUUGUGUACUGUUGAAGAAAUCGAACGGAGCUUAUUAAGGCCAACUAUUAUUCAAAAUCAAACAUUAUCUCAUCAAAAUGGAAUUUUACACAAUAUUUUACCUUCACAAACACUGCCUGGACCUUUUCCACCUAUUCAGAACCAGCGGUGUCCACCAGGUUUGCUUAGAAGCCCUGCUCAUGUACCACACAAUGUUCCUCCACAUCAAAUUCGAAUGUUACAAAGUACAAAUGUCCAUCCUCAAUUCAAUCAGACUCAUCCGUCAAAUCUUUUAUACAAUACUAACGUAAACAUGCCAUCAAUGUUUAACAGACAUAAUAUGUCUCAAACAUUUCCAUCUUGUGCAGCAAAUCAACAUCCCAUGCACCAGCAAAAUUUUGGACUCAACAACUCGAUAACAAACCAUAAUAUGACAAAUCAAAAUAUGAUGCACAUGAUUCAACAGAAUCAUCCUUUGUUACAAAACUAUAGGAACCAACAAUAUAAUAGAGUAUAUAACAAUCAGAUAAAUCAGAAUUCAAGUUUUAAUAAUCUGCAUAAAAAUCAAGGUGUAAAUCACUCUAAUCAGCAAUAUCUUUAUAAUGGACAAUUCAAUGCUCAUUUAACCAAUGGGGGAGAAGUCUUAGACGAAUACAGUAAUUUAAUGUCAGCCAGAGACAAGCAAUGGUUAAUCAAUAUCCAGAUGAUGCAGUUAAAUACAGGAACUCCAUAUAUUGAUGAUUAUUAUUAUACGGUGUUCAAAGAAAAACAAAGCAAACAAAGUGGAGAACGUGAAACAAUUGCUCACAAGGACAAUACUUUAAAUCAUCCCUUAAUUCAGCCUAAACAAGCCAGUAGAUUUUAUAACAAUAGUAACAAUAAUAAUCAAAAUCGUGAACGAAGAAAUUCCCAAAGUAGGGAUAAGGACAAUCCACAACAACAAAGAACAUACACACCUUUACAAUUUGAAAAUUCAUUAGGCAAAUUAACAUGUGGAAGUGUAACAGCUCCUCGAAAAAUAAUUGACAUGGAAGUAGUUUCAACUGACAAGGAUUCUUCCAACAUAAUUUCUAGUGAAGCGAAGAAAUGCCGACAGCUUCUUAUGAUGAUAGAAUCAUUAUAUAGAACUCUCCUUAAACUAGAAGAUCUAUCAAAUCCUUUAGCUGUAGCAACUACUAAACUUGUUCGGGAAAGAGAAGAAAAGCAAUUACAAAUGUCUGCAGAUCAAAAAAGCAAGGACCAAGAUGGCACUAAUAUUGUUAAAACAAGCUCAUUGCUUGCAAAGCCUGAAAAUAGAAAUGAUUUAAUAACAAUUUUAUUAACAGCUUUAGAUAAAAUUAGUAUAUUGAAUGUUCGUAAAGGCAAGAUUUUGUUACUUCGAAUACUGCCCCACUUAGAUAGUGAAACACAUCAUUCAGAAUUGCUAGAUUUUUAUUGUCGUCUAAUUCGAAAUUUACCACAAUUGGGUCGAAAAGAUCAAAAUACUGAUAAUCUUCUGCCAAGGUUUUAUGAGCAUUUCAAAAUGUUUAUUUGCAAUUUUGAGCUUGAACAUUUUUUCUCUAUUUCUGAUUCAUUUUUGGAUGUUGGUGAAAAGGGAAUGGCAUACUGUAUUAGCAAUAAGUUUGGGACUUCAAUAUUAUCGUUACUCCUACUGAGGUUUGAAGAAUUAUACAGAGAUGAAUUCUCGAAUAUUUCUAGCUCCAUAUCUUUACCUCAAUCAUGGAACACGUUUCUUAUAACACUAGGCAAAGCUCUUAGUAUUUUAGGUGGUCCACUACAAACCCCACUUGAGUACAUAGACAGAGAUAUUUUAUAUCAACAUUUGAAGCGAUGUGCACAACUGAGGAAUGAUAUUGAAAAGCUUGCACUGUUUGAAAGGAUCUUUGUUUGUAUUGAACAGCGGGAAAAUUAAAUGCAAUGCAUCUCAUUAUAAUUAAUCAUGUAAUAGGUUAAUUAGGUAAGUUAAUUGAUGACUUUCAAUUUUAUUUAAGUACCACGAGGUAUGUUAGUAGUAGCAAAGCUAGUUCAAAUGAGAUCAACUUUGAUAGGCCUUUCAUUUUGCAAAGCCCUCAGCUCCAAGUACUGCUACUAUAUAUUAGACAUAAAUCUUUAGUAUUCCUGUUAAAAUGAGUAAGAAAUUUUUUUUAGUAUUAUGAAGAAAAUUAUAUUAAUUGUACAUAUCGUGAAUUUAUUUAAAUCAAUUUUUUGUUAUUAAUAGGUUAAGCAGAAUUUUAUUUUAGUAGAUUUUUGUACCCAGAACAUUUGAUGAUUGUCAAUUAAGUAGAAAAAUGUGAUACUAUGAUGCACGUCAAGCAAUCUUUUGUUGCUUAUGUUCCUACGACAUU